UGGUUGGCGGUGGUUGCUGUCAGUCAGUGGCGCAAGGAGGAAGCGGCCGGGAAGCGGGUUGGAGCAUCAUGGAGGUGGAGGAGGCAGCGGCGGAGAGAGGCAACCUGGCCGGAGUCCAGCACGUGGUUCUGGUGCUCUCAGGGAAAGGGGGAGUGGGGAAGAGCACCAUCUCCACUGAGCUAGCACUGGCUUUGAGGCAUGUUGGGAAAAAGGUCGGGAUCCUGGAUGUGGACCUCUGUGGCCCCAGCAUCCCUCGCAUGCUCAACGUGCAGGACCGAGGCGUCCACCAGUGUGACAGCGGCUGGGUGCCAGUCUUCGUCGACCAAGACAAAAGCAUCUCUCUCAUGUCCAUCGGCUUCCUCCUGGAGAAGCCGGACGACGCCGUGGUGUGGAGAGGGCCCAAGAAAAACGCUUUGAUCAAGCAGUUCAUCUCGGACGUGGCCUGGGGAGACCUGGACUUUUUGAUUGUGGACACGCCUCCCGGGACUUCCGAUGAGCACAUCGCAACUGUAGAAGUCCUUCAAGCAUAUGAGCCUCUCGGGGCAGUACUGAUCACAACACCGCAGGCGGUGGCUGUGGGGGACGUGAGGCGAGAGCUGACGUUCUGCAAGAAGAUGGGACUGAAGGUCAUUGGCAUCGUGGAGAACAUGAGCGGCUUCGUCUGCCCACACUGUUCGGAAUGCACAAACGUCUUUUCUAAAGGAGGGGGGAAAGAGCUGGCUCAGCACGCCGGAGUCCCGUUCCUUGGGUGCAUCCCCUUAGACCCUCAGCUCACCCGGAGCUUGGAAGAAGGCAGAGAUUUCAUCCAGGAAUUCCCCAAAAGUUCGGCCUUCCCUGCGCUGAUGAAUAUCACCCAGCAGAUCUUGAAUGCGGCGUCUCCUCGCAGCUUCUGAGACUGGCAUCGUUGCCGCCAGCCUCCCGGCAAGGUACAAAGCAGCAGCUUUUCAAAGGACUCAGCAAGGCGGGGAAGGGAGGGGAAGAGCUUUGGAAAGCAGCCAUGGUGAAGAUGCACCCCUCUGGGCAAAGGGCACACCUUUGAGCAGAUCUUCAGGCUGUUUGCUUCCCUGGGAAAUGACCGCAGAGUGACGUUUGGAGCAGCCGUUCUUGGAGUGACUGGCACCGCUGUUUGCCUGGCCCCGCAUUUCAGCUGCCGGGAACUCUGUGCAAUGGUGCUCCUACGCAGCUCCACACCGAGGACAGACGUGAGCUCUCCCUACACGCUUUAAUAAAAUUUGAGUUGUGGGAGCAGAACUGGGGCUACUCGGUACGUUCAUUUCAUCGCUCUGCAUCCCUCUUGCACAAAAGCCUUAUUAACUCGGUACGACGUGUCCCCCGCUGGGCGCAUGGAAGCCUUCCUGGGAGAGCCUCACUCGAUGGGCCUUGCUUCACUGGGUUUCCUUACUGCUGUGCAGGUUUAAUCAUGACUCAGGAAUUUUGGAGCGGGUAAAAAAGGCAUUAAACUGUUUCAACCGCCA
Heteronotia binoei (common prickly gecko) is the source of this 1475-nucleotide messenger RNA. RefSeq names its product NUBP iron-sulfur cluster assembly factor 2, cytosolic (gene NUBP2). The coding region runs from base 69 to 893 and encodes 274 amino acids. The transcript has 7 exons. Gene Ontology annotation, cellular component: cytosol. The record is from RefSeq and is a predicted model, not a curated record. Gene Ontology annotation, molecular function: ATP binding; 4 iron, 4 sulfur cluster binding; ATP-dependent FeS chaperone activity. Gene Ontology annotation, biological process: iron-sulfur cluster assembly. Lineage: Eukaryota; Metazoa; Chordata; Lepidosauria; Squamata; Gekkonidae.